AUGCAGAGCGACGAUGUAAUCUGGUCCUGCAUCAAUCCCGGCUUCUGCUCGUAUAAAGUCAAAACGUCAACACAAAACUUUUGUCGAAACGAAUAUAAUGUUACUGGCUUUUGCAGCAGGCAGUCCUGUCCCCUUGCGAAUUCACGCUAUGCUACCGUUAGAGAAGACGAAGGAAUCCUCUACCUUUAUGUCAAAACAAUCGAGCGUGCACACUCCCCAGCUCGCAUGUGGGAGAAGAUAAAACUCUCCAACAAUUAUACCAAGGCUCUGGAGCAGGUCUUCACACUUGCCCCCACCCUCUCGCUGCGUGCUAACACUAUACAGAUCGAUGCUGAGCUGGUACACUGGCCUAAUUUCACCAUUCACAAGUGCAAACAACGCGUCACGAAAAUCACUCAGUACCUUAUCAAAAUGCGGAGGAUGAAGCUGCGUCAACAACCAAAACUUGUGGGUAUCAAAAAGAAGUUGGAUCGUCGGGAAGCUGUUCGAGAAAGAAAGGCUCUUUCCGCUGCACAUAUCGAGCGUUCGAUCGAGAAGGAGCUCAUAGAGCGACUCAAGUCAAAGGCCUACGGCGACGCUCCACUAAAUGUUAACGAAAAUGUGUGGCAGGCGGUUUUGGAUCGGGAAAAGAACGGGAAAGACUUGGAGGAUGGACUAGAGCUAGAAGCAGACGAGACCGAUGAAGAAAACGAGGAAGAGUUGGAGGACAUGGAUGAUUGGGGGGACAGAGAAUUUGUGAGCGAUGUGAGCGAGUCUGAAGACGGAGAUGGCCUUAGCGAUCUGGAAGAUGCUGCCGACUUCGCAGAGCAAGACAAUUCAGAUCAAGAUGAUUCGGACAGCGGAGAAGAACAAAAAGAAAGGCCAAAGGCAACAUUGGGCAAACGGAAAGCUGCACCCACUUCAAGAAAACGACCGGACAAGAAACCGAAAAAAGGUCCCAGGGUGGAGGUCGAAUACGAGAUGGAAAGUGUACCUCUUACCCGGGAGGCACUUGCUUCUUGGUAA
Molecule: messenger RNA, 1005 nt
Organism: Mycena indigotica
Lineage: Eukaryota; Fungi; Basidiomycota; Agaricomycetes; Agaricales; Mycenaceae
Product: Protein MAK16
Exons: 4
Coding region: 1-1005 (334 amino acids)
Biological process (GO): maturation of LSU-rRNA; maturation of 5.8S rRNA
Cellular component (GO): nucleolus; preribosome, large subunit precursor
Source: RefSeq, a predicted model, not a curated record